GGGCAGUUAUGGAAGAAACAGAAGUGCGACGAAUUGUCCGUAUUCGACUUCAAACCAUCAAGAACACUUCGCUUCAUCCUCUCUACUUUCCUAUCCCAGCUUCGAGCCCAUCCAGCCGUUGUGGAUUCUGAUCGUGACACCCGCAUUAUUCGCAACCUACGAAAUGUUUUCAAAAAGCAACGAAAGUUGCAUUUAUCUGAUGAAAUGCAACUAUCUUUAUCGAGAGAAUCCGCCAUCAACAUCCUUGACAAUGAUACGAUCACCGAAGUGUCAGAAUUUAGGCAUUCUGAUGGACUGCAGCCCAGGAAAGAUGGCCGCAAAGAUAGCGCAAUUGGCAUGCCUCCGUCCCAUCACAAACACAGUAUCUCACUGGACAAUACUCGAGAGCCCAAACCUUCUCUAUCCACUCCAGUGGUACCUAUCUUGAAGAGAUCAAGGCGAAUGUCCGAAAAUUCACAACGUGGUGUUAACGAUUCAAAUGAAUGGGCAGCAAGACUGACAUUCGGCUUACGUUCAGUGAAGCGAACGGUCCCAGCAAUGUAUCGUUCUCUCGUUGAAGGAUUUGUUGGAAACAACACUUCAGAUAAUGCCUGUAAAUGUGAUAAUUUUGGACAGGAGUCAAGGAUAUCUCAAGGCUCAUCCGAUGAUAUGAUGGACUUGCGGUCAUACAAAAGCAAUUCUUCCAAAUCAGCUACUCUGAACGCUUCCUAUAGGAACAGAAGGGUUGGCAAAUCAAGUAGUCAUAUUGAGCAGAGCUCCGGAAACGAAUUGAGAUUAUAUGCUCCACGACCACGGCCUUCGCAGUCUCUUACAGAACCUCCUCGAAAUUACUCGGAAUUUUCUAUUGGCAGCGAUAUGUACCAACAACCGCACCCAAAUCCCGCAUGUCCUUACCAUCUUUCCAUCUCUUCACCCAAUGUGGCAUCUCCACCUAAUAUUUCAUAUGUACCAUCAACACUAAGCAAAGCCAAAUCAUUUAGCACCGACAUGGAAAGCUCUAUUCAUAGUGGAUUCAGGAUCGAUAUGCAGUCCAACAUUACCCUACGCCAUCCUCAAAAGCCCUUCAUUUUACAACACCGAUCGGAAGUCAUAAUGCAGCAAUUUUGCAUUAUUGAAAAAGAGCUUCUUGAGCGCGUCACAUGGGUGGAGAUUGUAGAAAUGCGGUGGAAGAAGACAAGAGCACCUGUUUCUCAACGCUCUGGCGAAGGAAAUGGCUCUGCUUCGAAUGUUUUGGAUUGUAAUAUUGACGCCGUCAUAGAAUGGUUCAACAUAACUUAUAUCUGGGUCAUCUCGGAAAUUGUCAGCAUUCAUUCCCUUGAAGUUCGAGUUCAAGUCAUUGAAAAGUUCAUACGAAUAGCUUUGAAAUGCUAUCAUCAUCGCAACUACAGUACACUGUUGCAAAUUCUCCUAGGUCUUCAGUCGCCGUAUGUUUCACGCUUAAACAAGACAUGGAAUCGAGUAGACCAAUAUGAAAGGCAGAUCUUCGAAAGGCUCAAAGAUCUCCCCAAUCCUGAACGAAAUUGGAAACGAGUUCGCAAUUGCAUGACCAGUGCUGUGGAGGCUGUGGCAGAAACGCAAGCAGUGGAGGCGAUCUUGAGCGAUGAUGGCCCAGACCAGCCAAUGUUCUUGAGUCAACGGGGAAGCAUCCCCUUUUUGGGUCUUUAUUUGGCCGAUAUGACGUCCAAUGCUGAAAUGCCAACAUUCAUAUCCAAUUCGGCUGCUAGGGCAGAUAGUGCCCCCUCUACAGACAACAAUGGUACGCACGACCUAGUUAAUAGGUUGGCUAAGACCCCCCUUGUCAAUUACAACAAGUUCCGCAUCACAGCAUCCGUCGUUAAGCAUGUCAUGGCAUUCCAGUUACUGGCAAAAUGUUACCAGUUUGAGCGAUACGAUUCAGUAUACGAUUAUCUGAAGCACAUGGUGUGCAUGGAUAACGAUGAUAUACGAGAAGCUAGUUUCCAAUGUGAAGAAUGACAGACCACGGCGUAAUUUGCACAAUAAAAGUCUAUUUUAUUGCAAACUCUCUAUUUUUCAUGUCGCUUGUCUAUACGCAUUGAGUUGCAGCACAUUCGGAGUCUUAUGAAGUAGUGUAGUUCAAUCCCAUGUUUUUGACUAUGAUGACAUAGCGGUAUCCGAG
Umbelopsis ramanniana AG is the source of this 2137-nucleotide messenger RNA. RefSeq lists its product as uncharacterized. The record is from RefSeq and is a predicted model, not a curated record. The transcript has 5 exons. Gene Ontology annotation, cellular component: plasma membrane. NCBI's taxonomy places the organism in Eukaryota, Fungi, Mucoromycota, Umbelopsidomycetes, Umbelopsidales, Umbelopsidaceae. Gene Ontology annotation, biological process: Ras protein signal transduction; positive regulation of GTPase activity. Gene Ontology annotation, molecular function: guanyl-nucleotide exchange factor activity. The coding region runs from base 205 to 1974 and encodes 589 amino acids.